Messenger RNA from Effrenium voratum, 1770 nucleotides. NCBI's taxonomy places the organism in Eukaryota, Dinophyceae, Suessiales, Symbiodiniaceae. The record is from the annotation of a GenBank genome assembly.
AUGCCAGGACCCGUUGCAUCCAUCGGUGAUCUCUUCACCUCCCUAGGCGCCGCGCCGCCGGUGCUGGGGGAGGAGUAUGCGAAGCUGAAGGAUGGGCUGCGACCAGACCCCGAGAUCCUGCGCGCCGCUUUCGAGCGCCUGCGCCUGCGCCUGCGCGCGCUGCGUUUGGAGAUGCAGGCGGCGCAGAGCGCUGCGGUGCCGCAGGUGGACUUCGCCGAGCUGCAAGCCGGGCGCUUCCCCGAAGACCUGGCAGCGCAGGUCCGGGAACGAGGCUGCGUGGUGGUGCGGCAGGUGGUAUCUGCAUCAGAGGCCCUGCAAGCAAAGGCGGCAACGGAGCAGUACAUAGCAGCAAACCCGGACAAGAUGCUGGGCUUCCCGAAGACAGCGCCCAUGGUGUGGGAGGUCUACUGGGCCAAAGAGCAGCUGAAGAUGCGAGGGCAUCCCAACAUGCUGGCGACGCAAACGGCCCUGAACCGACUUUGGCAUUGUGAGAAUGGCGCAGUGGAUGUGGAUCGGCCGCUGACCUACUGCGACCGGCUGCGCAUCCGGAAGGCGGGAGAUACUAGCUUCACUCUGGGGCCCCAUGUGGAUGGCGGCAGCACUGAGCGCUGGGAAGACGAGGAGUACCGCAAGGUCUACAGCCACAUCUGGAGCGGUGAUUGGGAGAGCUACGAUGCCUUCGAUGCCACCCACCGGGCAGCGGCGCGCUAUGACUUGUACGGCAAGAAUUUGGGCGCCUGCAGCAUCUUCCGGUCCUUCCAGGGCUGGCUGUCACUGAGCCACGCGGGCAGCGGCCGCGGCGCACUGCUCCUGGCGCCGAUUCUGCGGGAGGCCACUGCCUUCCUGCUGCUGCGGCCAUUUCUGGAAGAUGUGCCGGCCUCGAGCUUCUGCGGCGCAAACCCGGGAAAGGUGCAGGAUUUGUUCCCGGAGUUCCACCAGGAGCUUAUCGACUGCCUGGUUCCCAUUCCGGACGUUCAGCCAGGCGAUACCGUGUGGUGGCACUGCGACCUGAUCCACGCGGUAGAGGGCACUCACGGAGGAACAGAGGAUGCAGCAGUGUUCUACAUCCCGGCGGUGCCCUUUAGUGAGAAGAAUGCUGACUAUGUGAGAACCCAGGCAGAGGCCCUGCGGCUGGGCCGCACACCUCCGGACUUCCCGCCCAACCACUGCGAGGUGGACUGCGUAGACCGAGGUGUAGAGGAGGACCUGAGCGCUGCCGGACUGCAGGAGCGCGCGGGCGCAUGCGAAGGCAAAGUGGCGCCGCGCAAAGCGAUCGGGCCCUUUACCACGACCCCCUGCUGGUUUCCCAUGCGCAGCAUUUACAGGAAGCGCAGCUCCGAGGACCCGCAGUCGCAGCUAGACAAGACGCAGAGGCAGUUGGAGGAAGAGGAGACCAGACUUAGAGUACAACUUGACAACAUUACAGAGGAGGCGAAUCGCCGCAUCGAGAAGGGCAACGAGCACAUCUUGAAGCUCACCGCCCAGCUCAAGGAUCUUCAAGAGAAAGAGGAACCCGAGCUAGAGCAGCAGCGGCAGGAAGCCCUGGCGGCCCUGCAGCGGCAGAGGCAGAAGGCCAAGGAAGUGCAAAAGCAGGCAGAAGGCACCAGCGCGGUGCUCCGACAGCUCCAGGAUGAGGUGCAGCUGCUUCAAGAGCAGAAGGAGGCAUUGGUGGUUGCAGUUCAGGAGAUCUACAGCAAGCAGAAGGCAACCGUGACGCCAUCGACGUCCAUUGCUGAGGUCAAGGACCGACUGUUGCCAGAUCCGCUGUGA